UUUUGAAUAUUGGCAGAAUAGGGCAGAUAGAAGCAAGAUCAUUCUUGGACAGGAAUGUUGUCUUUGCUUUCUUUGUGGGCUGUAGAUUUUCUCCUCCUGCCUCACCACUAAGGUACAGAUCGUUGCAAGAUAUUAGAGCUUUGAGUAUAUUGCCUUGUAUGUUAUACAUACAGUAUUUUGUAUAGCAAAAUUGUUACAUGUGUCUGUAUUUGCUAUCAACAGACUUAUAGCAUUAGUGAAUAUAAAGUUUCAUGUGUCUCAUUUUGGAAUUGAAUUGAAAAGUGAUGGCCAUCAUUAUCCAUAGAAGACAAUGAGAGAAGUAGCUCAGCAAAGAGGAAGGGGUGGAUGCACAAACUUUACUCAGAAUGCAUAUUUUUCAAGGGGUUAUGCAUAAAUUUUCCAGACAAAUCCUAAUUAUGUGGCACAGGGUGCCAUUGAGAAUUAUGCAGUUAUUCAAUGUAUUACACGAGUCAUGUAGUUGAUAAUUGAUAAUUUAUUUAACAUCCAUAACUGUUAACACAGGCACAGUUAUGGAACAAUUUUCAUUAUUGAUGUUACAGGAGCCUGACAGUGUACUUUGUUGUAAGUUAGGUCCACCCAGUUAACAUAGUGACAACCUGCUUCUGAUAUUGGAGUUGUGGAAAAAUACUUUGAGAUGAAUGAUUUAUUUAUAAAUCCAACCAAAACGCACUGCAUUUUUUUCAAACAAAGCAAUGUAGGCAGGACUAUAAAUAUAAAAUUUUAGUUAAGAAUAUGGAAAUAGAAAAUGUGAAUAGUAUAAACUUUUUGGGUGUGGAAAUAGACAGCACCUUGAGUUGGGAUGUUUAUAUUGAUAGAAUCUGCAGUGGAAUUAGUCGUAACCUGUUUUUAUUAAAUAGACUUGCUAAAUUAUUAGACCUAAAGGGUAGAAGAAUGUUGUAUUAUGGCUUGAUCUUCCCCUUUUUAUCAUAUGGAAUUGUAGUAUGGGGAAUCAGUGCUAAGGCACUUACUAAAAGAAUUUUUAUCCUUCAAAAAAGAGCCGUACGGUACACUGCUGGGCUAAAACCCUUAGAAUCUUGUAGAGACAGUUUUAUACAACUAAAGAUUUUAACAUUAUAUUCAAUGUACAUAUUUCAAACCAUUUUAUAUGCAACUAAUAAGUGUAACUGUACGGUAAAUAAACAAGUACACACUCACAAUACUAGAAACAAAAAUGACUACCAUAAAUGGGUGCAUAACUUAGAACUUUAUAACAGCAAACCUUCUGUUGCUGGCUGUAUCUUUUAUAAUAAAUUACCCAAUAGUAUUAAACAGCUUGACAAUAAAAACCAGUUUAUAAGGGAACUUAAGAAUUUGCUCAUAAAUAGAUGCUACUACUCAAUUGAUGACUAUAUGAAUGAUAAAUUCUGUAAUGCUGGAUAGUUAUAUAUGCUGCAUGUGAUAUUGCAUUACAUAUUUUGUGAAUUUGUUGGUUUAUAAUUUGUUGUAAUUUUGUUGGUUUUAUAACUCGUUUCAUGAUAUAUGUCCUACUUUAAUGUGGUCUGAUCUGUGAUAUGGGUAAAUAUGAAUUAAUUAAUGUAUAGAUAAUUCUGAAUUAUUGGAAUUGUUACGUGUUUGAUGUAAAUACUCAUUGCAUAUUUGCGAGUUUAUUGGUUUUGAUCUUAUUGUAUAUUGCUAAUUUUAUAAUUUAUUAGAGUGAAUGAAUGUUUGGAUAAAUUUUGUUAUGCUGCAUAUUGAUAUAUGCUAGAUAUGAUAGUCAUUACAUAUUUUGUGAUUUUAUUUGUUAUGAAUUCUCGUACCUUGCUAAUUUUAUAAUUUAUUACUUGUGUCAUGUUCUACACCUGUGUGGUCCGAUCUAUAGAUAGUAAAUAUUGAAUAUAUGAAUGUAUGGAUAAACUAUGAUAUAUUAGAUUAUGAUACAUGCUAGAUGUAAAUAAUCAUUACAUAUCUUGUGUGUUUACUGGUUUAGAAUCUACUGUAUUUUGUUAAUUUUAUAAUUUAUAUUAUGUGACAUGUCCUAUAUCAAUGUAAUCUGAUCUACAGGAUGAAUAAACAUGAAUGAAUGAAUGGAUUCAUUUUAAUAUUAUUCUUCUAACGCUUCUUGGGUGAACCAGUUAGUUUCUUCCUCAGAGGACUUCAAGCCAAAAUUAAGUGAUCCUGUUAUUGACUGCAUGAUGGCAGAAUACUGUGAAUUUGAAUGGAGUCGUCGGCAUAUUGAUAUUUUGAGUGCAUCUUCCUCAAAGGCUGAGUCAUUAAAUGGAAUUGAAGACAAAUCACUACUCAUCCAGGCAGUUCGAAAUUUAAUUUCUUCUCGACCAGAAAUAGAAUUUCAGCAAACUGAUGACAACUUUAUCUUGCGAUUCCUUAAUGCCAGGAAGAAUAAUGUUCCUGACAGUUUUGAAUUGAUGGCUAAUUACUACUCCUACCGGCAGAGGAACAGACAGCUGUUUGACAACUUUGUUCCACAAGACAUAGGGAUACAACAGGCUCUGCGUGAUGGCUUCCCUGGAGUGUUACCAGAAAGGGAUCGGAAGGGACGCUGUGUUCUGGUGAUUUUCACAGCCAAUUGGGACCACUGUGCAUACUCUCUUGAAGUAAUUUAUCGUGCCCUUUUGCUCACUUUGGAGCGACUGAUCGAAAAGCAACGUAAUCAGUUGAAUGGCUUUGUUGUGGUGGUGGACUGGAGUGAGUUUUCAUUCAGACAGUCCUCCAGUCUGAACCCACGGGUCCUGAAGCUAAUGAUAGAGGGUCUUCAGGAUUGUUACCCUGCUCGGUUUAAAGGGAUUCAUUUCAUCAGUCAGCCCUGGUAUGUGGAGGCAGCCCUCACUGUUAUACGACCAUUCCUGAAGGAGAAGACCAAAGAUAAGAUAUUUCUUCAUGGGAACAAUCUCAGCACUCUUCAUGACUAUGUUGCGAAGGACAUCUUGCCAGCAGAGCUGGGAGGUGAGGCUCCCAGUUACAAUCCACUUUUGUGGGCCAAUGAAAUGCUGGAACUGCCUUCUGUGGAUAAAGUGUGUGGCAUGUCCUUCAGUGAUGUGUGCUGCCCAUCACCAGAGAGGAAAGCUGAAGCAGCAGUUACCAAUUCUAAUUCAAGAGAUAAUAAGCCUGUUGAAGAGAAGAAUAGUUGCCUACAAGGGAAUGAACCAGCAUUGUCUUAGUGAUAACAUUCCUCUUUUCUUUAUUUUUUAUUUUUUUGAGGGGAGGGGGGUUAUCUUUUAACACUGAUAUCAGGGGUCAAAACUUCAGUUUCAAGCAUAGACCAUUCCUUCAGAAUAUCAUGUGACUUUUCCUUUUAAUGUAAUGGUUUUAUGGAAUUAUUAUAAUAAGGCUCCAUACUCUUGUCAUAUUUUUAAAAGACAAAGUGACACAUUGUGUAACACUGUAGAGAAUUAGCAGUAUUAUAUUAUCAAGUGUCAGUGAAUAGACACAGGGUUUGGAUUGAGUGUUGAAACUAUUGAAUGCUUAGUGCUUGUAACUACUAAUAAUUACAGCACUUCCACAGUUCUGCACACUACAGGUAUUUCAGUCUGCUUUGUCUUCACUGAUCAUUGCCAAGUUGUGGCUUCAGACAGUGGAGAUUUCUGUUACUGCUUUUGUGCUCAACAGCUGCUGUCUUUGCGGGCUGACAACUGAACAUGAGCCUGGGGCAUGGGGGCAAGGCAGUAAUAUUUGCUGCUGGCCUUUGCCAGCACAGUCAUUCUUAGUUUUGGGACCCAUGACCAUAUUUUUGUUCUUCCCAAGACCAUUUAUGUGUUCUGAAACAGGCCCUCCUCUGUGAAGAGAGGAGAGGAAUUGGACUUUCCUGUGACUGCUCUGAGAAGAGCAGUAAUUUUCUGCUCAUCUUCACCAGCACAAUAAUUCUUGGUUUCAGGCCAUGUCAGGACCUGUGACCAUAUUUUUGUUCCUUCCAAGACAUCUACAUGUUCUGAAAUGGAGAGAUGACGAGAGGAAGGGUUGGUGCAGUGAAGCAGUUAUGCUUACUGUUUAAUUUGUUUGGUGCCGAAAUUUUGAGCCCUGUUAUCACAGUCCUUUCAUGUCAGGACAUUAGCUGUUAACUGACCUGUUCUUUAUAAUCUCCUGUCAGUGUUUAGAAGUUUUAAGAUUUGGAUGUAUGGGACUAAUGUAUCUCUGUAGAGUAUAACGUUUCUUAUUAAUAUUUAUUGCUCAGGACCAUUUAUAAAAGCAGAAAAGUGUGAUAUGACAUGCACUAGAACCAUUAUAAGAAGUUUUUCAAGGGACCAGUUUUUUUAAUGCAUAUUGUAGGAGAGUUUUAGUAUUACCCUCGUAGUGAAUCUGUGCAGAGAAAAUAGACAGCAGACACGUGUAAUGAAUAUACAAAAGUUGCACACAUUUCUAUAAACCGUGAAUUGACCAAUAGAACAAAAUGUAAUUAAUGUUACUUUUCAUAUUAAUUUGCAGUUGUUACUAUAUAAUUUCUGGUAUGAAUGCUGUACUUUCUUGUAUACAAAUCAUAGUUACGAAGAUAACCGGAGUAAAAGUAGACUUCAGUGUAAAGGAUUACUUUUGGUGGUGAGGGGGGCAGGUGACAUUAACUAAGAGAUGUGUAAGUAUUUUGCAACUAUUAGAGAUUAAGUUUUAUAAUGAAGCUUUAAGAAAUUUGUAAGAAAGAAUGAAAUAAUUCAGCUACUGGAGAAACUCCUCCUUAUAGGAGGAGAAAGAAUGGAGAAGUCUCUGUGACAGGACAACCCAUUCUUUUGAAAAUGUCAUUAAAUUUGUACACUUUUUUCUGUCCAGCUCAUUGUGGGUCCUUUUGUUGGUUUUCUCCCGUUUAUUCUCACUACUACUGUUACUCUGCGACUUCUGGUUGUUUUCAAUUCUGUUGCACCUUCUCCCGAUAAUUUUGGGUGUUAUAUACCCUCUUUGAAAACAAGUUUGGUAAAUAAGUGAUUUAUACAUAAUCAGUUUAAGGGAAAGUAGUAUUGGAUAUUCCAGGGAAAUGAAGAAAAUUUCAUAUGGACUAACAAAUUGGGCCUUAAAAUGACUUUUGUAGCCUUAAGUUCUUAUGUGGAUUUUGCUGUGUAAAGCAAGGGAACAUGGGCAAUGGAGCACAUGUCAUACUAUGCACCUUGUGCUCUUAUUUUUCUGUAAUCCUUUCUUUUCAGGUAUUUUGAAAAUGAACAUAAGCAAUAUUUUUGUUCCUCAUACCAGAUUAACACAACUGCUGCAUGGAGUUGAUGCAAGUGUUCUACACACUGUAGCAGCAUGUUCUUUUUGAUACUUUUCUUAAUUUUUGAACCUCAUGAAAAUGUACUGAAAAGAGUAUAUAUAUUUCUGACAUUCAUCAUUGACCUUAGCAUUCAUUUAAUGCAGAUACAAACUAACCAUACUAAAGCUAUCACUCUGCACAGUCAGAAAUUACUUUUCCCUGUAUUUCAUUAAUUAAUCACCACAUGAAAGAGGUUUCAGACUCAAAUUGUAGAUCUUAAAAUAUCAGAUCUAUAUUUUAUAUAUUGUUGAAAGUUUU
Messenger RNA from Cryptotermes secundus, 5464 nucleotides. Its product is annotated as clavesin-2. Lineage: Eukaryota; Metazoa; Arthropoda; Insecta; Blattodea; Kalotermitidae. Gene Ontology annotation, molecular function: phosphatidylinositol bisphosphate binding. The transcript has 6 exons. The record is from RefSeq and is a predicted model, not a curated record. The coding region runs from base 2151 to 3137 and encodes 328 amino acids. Gene Ontology annotation, cellular component: membrane.